CACACCUCCCUCGCGCCGGAGCCCGGGAGACUUGCAGGUUGCUGGGCCCUCGCGCACCGGAAGCCUCCGCUCGUGCAAACAAGCGACCUCCUUUCUUGGUCAGGGGCGCGCGGGUCCGCCAGCGGGCGGUGUCGUCUGCGCGUGCGUGUGGGCGCGCGCCUGCGCGUCACGGCCCGGGCCCGGGUGGGGGGUGAAGAAGGGGCCGGCCUUCGAGCUACAGCGACGCAAGAUGGCAGCCACCACGGGCUCGGGAGUAAAAGUCCCUCGCAAUUUCCGACUGUUGGAAGAACUCGAAGAAGGCCAGAAAGGAGUAGGAGAUGGCACAGUUAGCUGGGGUCUAGAAGAUGACGAAGACAUGACACUUACAAGAUGGACAGGGAUGGUAAUUGGGCCUCCAAGAACAAUUUAUGAAAACCGAAUAUACAGCCUUAAAAUAGAAUGUGGACCUAAAUACCCAGAAGCACCCCCCUUUGUAAGAUUUGUAACAAAAAUUAAUAUGAAUGGAGUUAAUAGUUCUAAUGGAGUGGUGGACCCAAGAGCCAUAUCAGUGCUAGCAAAAUGGCAGAAUUCAUAUAGCAUCAAAGUUGUGCUACAAGAGCUUCGGCGCUUAAUGAUGUCUAAAGAAAAUAUGAAACUUCCUCAGCCGCCUGAAGGACAGUGUUACAGCAAUUAAUCAAAAACCCACAGGCCCUUUCCCCCACCCCACCCCCAAUUCCACUUCAUCGGUCUUCAUUUUCCACAGUAGUAAAUUUUCUAGUUACAUCUUAUAGACCUCAAAGUACUGGAAAGGAAGCUCCCAUUGAAAGGCAGUUUACCCUAAGAUACUGUAAAUGAUACUAAUUUUUUGUCCAUUUGAAAUACAUAAGUUGUGCUAUAACAAAUCAUCCUGUCAAGUGUAACCACUGUCCAGGUAGUUGAACUUCUGGGAUCAAGAAAGUAUGUUUAAAUUGAUUCCCACUAUGACUGGUGGGGCACGUCCAGCUCGACUGUGAAAGGACACAUCACACAAUCACCCUGCUGCUGAUGACACGGCCCGGGGCUCCGCCUGCUCCCCUCCCUGCCGCCUCCGCCCCUGGAGCCCUGGCCUGGGCCGGCUGGUUGAGGAGAUGUGAAGGUUUCAGGUCGCAGCCUGUGGGACUACUGCUGGGUGUGCGGGUGCUUUGCCUGCACCCUGCUUUCUUUCUUAAGUCUUAAAUGACGCCCCUUCCAAGCCAUCAACCCGUCCCGCUCUCUUCCACUCCCACCCUUGGCCAAACCAUAGAUUGUAACCCUCUGUUCCCCUCUGAAAUUGGCCUUCGGUGAGGAAUUCAGGGCUUUCCUCCUUCUCUCCCCCACCUUGACUGAGGGGUGCUGCUUUUCCCUCCUCCUCCUCUCCCUGGUCACUGUCACUACCCUUCCUUCCACCUGUCCACAACCCUUCCUUUGGCCAGAAGCCAUCAGGUAAGGUUGGAAAGAGUCUGACCGCCCUCAUGUAGUUUUGGAACCACAUUUAUUUGUUCUCCACCAGCUGGGAAAUGAAUCCUGGGCUCUGCCACCUGCUGUCACCGUCAGCCAAGAGCAGAGACCUGCCAGUGCCCCAUCCCUGUUGGGCAGGCCCGGAGCAAGGCUACACGAGGACACUGAGCACACGCAGUCCCUCUGGAUGGUUCCCUUUCCUCAUACGCACUUCACUUCAAGAUGCUGAAGAAGGCCUACACGGGCAUUGUGCGGUCACCCUUGCCUCCAUUUGGGUCUAGUUCAGAAUCUGACAGCUGGAACAAGGAACCUGGCCGGGUGCGGACUUUGGCUUUGGUGCUGCUGCUUCUCAGAUGCUCAGCAGAGACUAAGGAGCGGCUCGGUGUGCAGCGGACCUGGGACUGGCAGGCCUGGUCUCUGGCACCUGCUGUGCUUCCCACUUUCUGUUCAGGACCACUAAAUGCUGAGAUGUGGAUGCGUACUGAAAUAAAGGCAAUUCAUGCUGUUCCGGAGGGUUUUUUUUUUUUUAAACUGUGUAAAACCACCUUUUGAAACAGUAACUGUCAAGUCUGAAAAGCAAAGAUGUUUCCAUUCAUCUUUUUCUGGGGGAAACCUUAGUUCUAAGGAUUUAACAUCCUCUAAGUAAAGUUUCACUUAACAGUAUUCCAUAAGCAGCCUUUUUAUUGUCAGACCAUUGCCUGAUUUUAAUAUAAUAAAGUGUGCGUUAAUAUUUAA
Messenger RNA from Heterocephalus glaber (naked mole-rat), 2190 nucleotides. RefSeq names its product ubiquitin conjugating enzyme E2 V1 (gene Ube2v1). The record is from RefSeq and is a predicted model, not a curated record. NCBI's taxonomy places the organism in Eukaryota, Metazoa, Chordata, Mammalia, Rodentia, Bathyergidae.